UCACUCAUCUCCGAAAUUAGGGUUUUAGUCUCUAGCCACCCGAAGCUUUGCGACAAACAUGGCGACCCAGAUCAGCAAGAAGAGAAAGUUCGUAGCCGAUGGUGUGUUCUACGCUGAGCUCAAUGAGGUUUUGACCAGAGAGCUUGCUGAGGAUGGUUACUCUGGUGUUGAGGUUCGUGUCACUCCUAUGCGUACUGAGAUCAUCAUUAGAGCCACUCGUACUCAAAACGUUCUCGGUGAGAAGGGCAGGAGGAUUAGGGAGCUGACAUCUCUUGUACAGAAGAGAUUCAAAUUUCCUCAGGACAGUGUUGAGCUUUAUGCUGAGAAGGUUACCAACAGAGGUCUCUGUGCUAUUGCCCAGGCUGAGUCUCUACGUUACAAGCUUCUUGGUGGUCUUGCUGUUCGUAGGGCCUGCUAUGGUGUUUUGAGGUUUGUUAUGGAGAGUGGAGCCAAAGGAUGCGAAGUCAUUGUGAGUGGAAAACUCCGUGCUGCACGUGCUAAGUCGAUGAAGUUCAUGGAUGGUUACAUGGUUUCCUCAGGUCAGCCAACCAAGGAGUACAUUGAUUCUGCAGUGAGGCAUGUUCUUCUUAGACAGGGUGUGUUAGGUCUCAAGGUGAAGAUCAUGCUUGACUGGGACCCCAAGGGAAUUCAAGGACCUAAGACACCAUUGCCUGAUGUUGUGAUCAUCCAUGCACCAAAGGAUGAAGAAGUUCACAUCGCCCCUGCUCAGGUUGUUCCUCAGGCUGCUCUUCAGCCAGAAGCCCCAUUAACAACCACAGAUUAUCCAGCAAUGCCAGUUGCAUAGAAAGCCUUUUUGCCUUCUGGUUUGUACCCAAUGCGGCGGAUGGUUCUUUUUUUUGGGACAGUACUAGUUUUUUUCUCAUGUUCUAAUAUAAGUUUCUGGGGUUUGAAUUACAUCAAGGAUAUAAGUGUUAUGUUUAAGAUC
Molecule: messenger RNA, 946 nt
Organism: Capsella rubella
Lineage: Eukaryota; Viridiplantae; Streptophyta; Magnoliopsida; Brassicales; Brassicaceae
Product: 40S ribosomal protein S3-3
Exons: 6
Coding region: 59-805 (248 amino acids)
Biological process (GO): translation
Cellular component (GO): cytosolic small ribosomal subunit; nucleus
Molecular function (GO): structural constituent of ribosome; RNA binding
Source: RefSeq, a predicted model, not a curated record